GGUAAGGGUUGGGCUGCGGGGGGCUGAUGUCAUGUAGUCGCAACGAGCUUUCUUUUUUGAUAUCUCAUAUCUCUAUUCAAGUACCUACCUAUCCGUGUUUGUAGGUUUGGAAUUCGAUUUCCUUCCUUCUUUCUGUCCGCGGUCAAAUUCCGUGUUGAAGAAUUAUACGUACCUCCAUCCUCAGCUCAUAUAAAUGCAAGAUGCCUCCGAAGAAGAAAUCUAUCAAUAGGAAACGUACCGCUUCUUCUCCCCCAUCACGCUCCCCCGAGAAAGCAAAACGCAGCGGGCAUGGAGCCUCUCAUCCCAAUCCGCGCACCACCGAAGAGAGCGGCACGGCGAAGCGCGCUUACUAUCCCCCGGAGAUGAGCAACGUGCAGGCGCGCGCAUACGCGAACUCAGAACUGCUUCGACCGAUCGAGGAUCUGGAAGCGGCGCUCUCGGAGACGCGGGUCUCUCGCGAGGGGAUCGCGGGCGGGAAGGCGGUGGUGCAUUGGUUCAAGAGUGAUUUGCGGACUCGGGAUAAUCGGGGACUGGAGCGGGCUAGUGAGAAGGCGAGGGAGGAGGGCGUUCCCCUCAUUGCGAUGUAUAUUGUUAGCCCGCAGGAUUGGGAGGCGCAUUUGACGGCACCGGUUAGAGUUGAUUUCAUACUUAGGACGUUGGAGGUGUUGAGGGGGGAUCUGGAGAGGUUGGAUAUCCCGCUGUAUGUGGAGACCGUGGAGAAGAGAAAGGAGAUCCCGGGACGGAUCUUGGAGCUUUUGGGGGAGUGGGAAGCGAGUCAUUUGUUCGCGAAUGUGGAAUAUGAGGUUGAUGAGUUGAGAAGGGAUGCUGGUCUGGUUAGAGCAUGCUUAGAACGUGGGAUGGCCAUGGAUGUUCUCCACGAUACCUGUGUUGUGCGUCCAGGGGAGCUGGUGAGCGGGGUGGGAAGACAGUAUUCUGUUUACACCCCAUGGUUCCGUGCUUGGGUUGCACAUAUCCAUAAGGAUCCCACACUACUCGAUCUUCUUGGGGAGCCGCACAAGAAUCCUGAUACUGCGAGACAAAAAUACGCCAAAUUAUUCGAGACCACGAUACCCAGCGCACCUGACAAUAAGAAGUUGAGUGACGAAGAGAAGAAGCGGUUUCGUUCUAUGUGGCCAGCGGGAGAACACGAGGCACAUGAACGUCUCAGGAGGUUUCUAGAAGAACGAAUAGGAGAGUACCAAGAGCUGCGCAAUUUUCCAGGAGAGCAGGGUACAUCGUCCCUCAGCGUACAUUUCGCCAGCGGCACUCUGAGCGCGCGAACCGCAAUCCGAACUGCACAGGACUAUAACACCACCAAGAAACUAGAUGGCGGGAAAGAAGGAAUCCAAACUUGGAUCAGCGAGGUUGCCUGGAGAGACUUCUACAAGCACGUCCUAGCUCACUGGCCAUACAUCUGUAUGAAUAAGCCAUUCAAACUCGAAUACACCAACAUAGCCUGGGAAUACGACGACGACCACUUUGCCGCCUGGUGCAGCGGUAAGACUGGCUACCCGAUUGUCGAUGCCGCGAUGCGCCAGCUGAACCAUUGCGGCUGGGUGCACAACCGCUGCCGGAUGAUCGUGGCGUCCUUCCUGGCCAAGCACCUCCUGCUGGACUGGCGCAUGGGCGAGCGCUAUUUCAUGGAGCAUCUGGUAGAUGGCGACUUCGCCUCUAAUAACGGCGGGUGGGGAUUCAGCUCGUCGACGGGUGUCGACCCGCAGCCCUACUUCAGGAUCUUUAACCCGUUGCUGCAGAGCGAGAAAUUCGAUCCCGAGGGUGAGUAUAUCAGGACCUGGAUCCCGGAGCUGAGGGGGGUGGAUGAUAACAAGGCAAUCCAUGACCCGUAUGGAAGAGGGAUGGCGACGGAGGCGAGAGAGAAGGGAUACCCGGAGCCCAUUGUUGACCAUAAGGAGAGUCGAGACAGGUGCUUGGCUAGAUACAAAGAGGGAUUGGGAAGGGAGACGGCUUGAGCGUCUUUCUGGUGGAUUACCAUUUUGGAAAACGGGUUGCAGAACGAGAACUUUCUUCUUCAUGCCUUGCCGCUGCUUGGCGGUGGGAGGAACAUUCAACACUCAC
Amorphotheca resinae ATCC 22711 is the source of this 2076-nucleotide messenger RNA. RefSeq lists its product as hypothetical. Gene Ontology annotation, molecular function: FAD binding; DNA binding. The transcript has 2 exons. The record is from RefSeq and is a predicted model, not a curated record. Bases 201 to 1970 code for a protein of 589 amino acids. NCBI's taxonomy places the organism in Eukaryota, Fungi, Ascomycota, Leotiomycetes, Helotiales, Amorphothecaceae. Gene Ontology annotation, cellular component: nucleus; cytoplasm. Gene Ontology annotation, biological process: entrainment of circadian clock by photoperiod; circadian regulation of gene expression.